CUGAUCAAGUCUGUUAGAAAGGAUGACCUACCUGCACAACGCCUUUCAGCCAUCCGAACACGAAAUGUAGCCACUUCUCUACAUCUAUACCACUCAGGUCCCGUCCAAGCAAUACAACAGCAGAAGACAGUGCCCAACUCAAAAGGACCGUUCAUCGAAGAAGAUGAGGAGGAAACGGUGCCAGAUGAUGAAGGCUGCGGCAACGAGUCACGACUGCCGGCCCAGUUCGACGGUCAAUAUGAUGAUCCACCACCAAUGAUAGCAGAAGACGACAUGGUGGUAACGAACGCUACACGGUCAAUACAGCCGUUGCAGAACAUCCCGCCAGAGGUGAAUAGCACAAGGAAGCAGUCAAAAUCGACGCCUUCAGGGGAUAUCUCGGCCUCUUCAUCACUAAGAAAAGGCGGACAGCGAGGAAGAUUGGGAGACGACGAGAACGCCGAUGUGCCAAAAGCUGAAGCAGUGCAGACGAAUCAAGUGAGGCUAAGUGGAGAGAUCAAGUCACUACUCGAGCGACAACAUUCUCACCCAGAACCAUCGCCGGUUGAACAGCCAGUCAAGGGAAGAUGGAGAAAGGAUAAGAAAUUGGGACGCGCGCCGUCAUACACAUCAAAUUCCUCCGCUUCAGUAUCCUUCCGCCAGCAUCAACAUUUGGACGCAGUGAACACAGGACCGUUAGCUAAUCUGGUGGAAGGCGAAGCACCUGCACUAAGUCAACAAGUCACCUACGAGACACCAGAAGCUCAAGAAUAUCGACUGAAGAUGAGCAAGAAGAUGGGCACGAGACUGAUGGACGACAGUGUCGGCGCACGAGUAGAAAGCCCGGGACUGGUGCGUGAUGUUGAGGCAAGUGGUGCUGCUGCAGGUGUUGGCGGUAGAGUGCGUGGACGGCAGCGAACUGCAAAGAAUGUAUGAUCAAUGAUGUCAGGAGAUUGCUGCAAGCCUGGAUACGAACAUAGCUAUGUAAGAUAAGAACACAGCAUGAAAUGCUUGUGAUUGUGAUCGUGUGUUCUUGGUGCGCAUGCGACAGUGAUCCAGUGACGAAGCUAGAAGAAAAAGAGGAACAAAAGGAGAAAUAUCGAAACGAUGUCGCCAUAUCGAACGGUCC
This is a messenger RNA of Aureobasidium subglaciale EXF-2481, 1108 nucleotides long. RefSeq lists its product as uncharacterized. The transcript has a single exon. The record is from RefSeq and is a predicted model, not a curated record. Bases 256 to 915 code for a protein of 219 amino acids. NCBI's taxonomy places the organism in Eukaryota, Fungi, Ascomycota, Dothideomycetes, Dothideales, Saccotheciaceae.